CAAUUGGACAUUGUGAACACACUGCGUACUUGCGAGCUCCACCGUAGCGGAGCCAUAACCUAAUCUAUUCAUCUUAGCGUGUGCGCGGGAGAAAGAGUAAAAAAAACAAAGUAAAAAGAACAAGGAGGAAAAGAUAUUUAAUACACAACAUCAUAAGUGAAAAUGAAACGACCACACGUCAAAGCAGUUAUCGAAGAGGUAGUAACGGCUCCGGACAAAUUCCAACCAGUUAUCGUGACCUUCCAAAAUGGUCAGAUGAAGGACAAAGAGGUUCGGAAGAUCUCGUGUGGUCUGUUUCGAGACAAAAAUGAAGAAACCGUAUUAGCCAUGUCAAACGGACACAGUGUUUACAAGGGUAUCAGGCCGACUUUUGACAAACAGCCUCUGCGGACGAUGCUGCUUCUCCACAACAAGGUGACGGGCAAAGCGAGAUUGUUGGAAACAGAAAGGUGGCUAGUUUGUCCGGUAUUAGACAAACCCACCGCGGACAAAGACACCGACGACACAGAGGAAAAGAUCGCGAUAUUGAACAAGCAAUUCGGAUCGAAGAAAGUCAGACGUAAAACCGAGCAAUUUGAGAGAAUGAGAAUGAGCGUUGACGCCAUCAAGGAUCAACUUGAGAAGUCGGCGUCAAAUAUCAAAAUUGACAAAGUGGAUUUAUCCAAUGAGUUGAGUGUCGAAGAGUGUAUCUCAAGCGCAUUAUUACCUCCGUGCAAUAGAAACGCAAAUAAUGUCAAAGAUGUGUACAAUAUAAAUGAUAUCAUACCAAUAGGGAAAUUAGAAACGUUAUAUGACCACGCGGCAGAGAUUCUUAAUGGAUCUGCAAAUGAGAAAACUAAAUUCUUCAAACACACGCUAAAGAAAAUACAAUCAGACCCGGACAAAAUGCUCAAGAUCGCUCUGUUGCUUUACAUAGAAAUGAUCAACACGUGGUUUGCCAUGCCAAUGAAAGAAGCGAAAAAACGUGAUGCCGUCGCGUGUUCAGUUUCGGAGAUAGUAAAUCAGCACAUUAUCGACACAUACAGUAUAUCCAGUCCGAAUGGACGAUUGAGACCAAAUACCAUGAAGGACAAGGGCCUUGUGCACUGCUUGAUUCUUGCUCUUAUAGCAUCGGACUUCGAAUUGAACUUGGAAUUGUUUCGAGUUAUGUUGACAACGCGAACCGGUUUGAGGAAACUGAUGGACCUCGCGAGAAUUAUCGGAGCGACGCCCACGAAGGACGACAAGAAGAUUAUCAAGCUGAAAGUUCCAUUGCCAGAAGUCAUGACUCUCGUCAAAAAGGGAAGGAAAUCUACGAAAUCGGCGAAAACUUAGUCUUUGUGGCUAUUGUUUUGAUAUUUUACAAAACGUUUUGAUCAAGUUUUUAAAAGUCUUAAUUUCCUUUUUUUGUACAACUCCGCAAAUCUUGUUUACUAUGUAAAUCUAUAUGUAAAAUAUAUGUAUAUUUUUGUUAUA
Molecule: messenger RNA, 1455 nt
Organism: Pseudomyrmex gracilis
Lineage: Eukaryota; Metazoa; Arthropoda; Insecta; Hymenoptera; Formicidae
Exons: 5
Coding region: 163-1314 (383 amino acids)
Biological process (GO): transcription elongation by RNA polymerase I; RNA polymerase I preinitiation complex assembly; nucleolar large rRNA transcription by RNA polymerase I
Cellular component (GO): RNA polymerase I complex
Molecular function (GO): DNA binding
Source: RefSeq, a predicted model, not a curated record